GUUUGGGAUGUAGCAUACUUUGCGCUGCUACAUACGCACCCUUACCUCUGUGUUUGUUGAGUCCGUCUCCUUUUUGCUCUAGAUUAGCCAUAUUCAAUCAUAGGUUUACUAACACGCCCCUCUCUCUGUCAUUCUCCCUGCCUCUGUCCCCCGCACAUAUUUCAUAGUCUUGACCCUGACAUUGUUCGUACAGUAUUUUAUUUUUGAAGUGUAUUUUUGACAGAAUUGCGCACAGAUGGAGGACUAUCACAAACCCGACCAACAGACUCUGCAGGCACUUCGAAACGUAGCCAACCGGCUCAGGAUCAACUCUAUAAAGGCUACAACUGCUGCAGGCAGCGGACACCCCACAUCAUGCUGCAGUGUGGCAGAGAUCAUGUCUGUGCUCUUCUUCAACACCAUGAAGUACCGCCCUGAGGACCCCCGCAACAUCAACAAUGACCGCUUCGUCCUCUCCAAGGGUCAUGCGGCACCGGUGCUGUAUGCAGUGUGGGCUGAGGCAGGCUACCUGAAGGACAGCGAGCUGCUCAACCUCCGUAAGGUCGACUCCAUCCUGGAGGGACAUCCUGUGCCGAAGCAGCAGUUUGUGGAUGUGGCCACCGGCUCUCUUGGACAGGGUCUGGGUGCUGCCUGUGGGAUGGCCUACACUGGGAAAUACUUUGACAAGGCCAGCUACAGUGUGUACUGCCUGCUGGGUGAUGGGGAGAUGUCUGAGGGCUCUGUGUGGGAGGCCAUGUCCUUCGCCUCUUACUACCAGCUGGACAACCUAGUGGCCAUCCUGGACAUCAACCGUCUGGGACAGAGUGACCCGGCUCCCCUGCAGCACCAUGUGGAGAAGUACCAGAAACGCUGCGAGGCCUUUGGGUGGAAUGCCAUCAUUGUGGACGGGCACAGUGUGGAGGAGCUGACCAAGGUUCUGAGCCAACCCCGGCACCAGCCCACCGCCAUCAUUGCCAAAACCAUCAAGGGCAAGGGAAUCUCAGCUGCAGAGGACAAGAUGGGCUGGCAUGGGAAGCCCCUGCCCAAGGAGAUGGCUGAGGGGGUAAUGAAGGACAUCCAGGCGCGCAUCAUGAACACCACCAAGCGCCUGUACCCCGCUACGCCCACCGAGGACUCACUGCCAGUCAGCCUGCGCAACGUCCGCAUGCCCAAUGCACCCAACUACAAACUCGGAGAGAAGAUUGCCACGCGGAAGGCCUAUGGCAUGGCUCUUGCUAAGUUGGGCCGCUACAACGAGCAUGUUGUGGCUCUGGAUGGAGACACCAAGAACUCAACCUUCUCUGAGCUCUUUAAGAAUGAGCACCCCGAACGCUACGUUGAGUGCUACAUCGCUGAGCAGAACAUGGUGAGCAUUGCAGUGGGCUGCGCCACGCGGGAUCGUAACGUGGUGUUCGCCAGCACCUUCGCCACCUUCUUCACACGUGCCUACGACCAGCUCCGCAUGGCUGCCAUCUCUGAGAGCAACAUCAAUCUGUGUGGCUCCCACUGCGGCGUGUCCAUCGGAGAGGAUGGACCUUCUCAGAUGGGCCUUGAAGACAUUGCCAUGUUCAGAGCCAUUCCCACGGCAACUGUUUUCUACCCUAGCGACGGUGUCUCCACUGAGAAAGCUGUGGAGCUGGCUGCUAACACAAAGGGUGUGUGUUUCAUCAGAACCAGUCGCCCAGAGAACAGUGUUCUUUACAACAGCAACGAAGACUUCCAAGUGGGACAGGCAAAGGUUGUGUACAAGACCAACGAUGAUCACGUGACAGUGAUCGGAGCUGGCGUGACCCUACACGAGGCACUGGCAGCUGCUGAAAUGCUGAAGAAAGAGAGGAUCAACAUUCGAGUGAUUGAUCCUUUCACCAUCAAGCCUCUGGACUCCAAGACCAUCAUCGAGCACGCCAAGGCCACCAGGGGCCGCAUAGUCACAGUAGAGGACCACUACUACGAGGGUGGCCUGGGGGAGGCGGUGUGUUCUGCUGUGGUGAAUGAGACCGGCUUCAACGUGCACCGUAUGGCCGUGGCCCACGUCCCCCGCAGCGGCAAACCCACUGAGCUCCUCAAGAUCUUCGGCAUCGACCGUGACACCAUUGCGCAGGCUGUCCGCAAGAUGCUCAGCAGUUCCGCCAACGCCAAGUAGACCACUACCAGCGCCACUGCAACAUGCCAUUGUCAUGGAAACGUCAACCCGAAAACACUUCUGGCAACCCCCGCUCUCCGAGAAUACGAAGUAUGAAUCAAAGGAUUCGAAAAAAGCAAAUAUGCUACUUCUGAUAACUGUCAUUGAUGUGGUUUUGACCCUUGAUCCAUUGAGUUGGCCCCUUGUAAGUUCAGUACUCCACUCCCCCACAAUCGACCCCAUCCUAGAGAAAGUCAUGAGUACUGCUGUAGUCUGAGUGAGGUGAACGUUAAAAUAAAAUAAAAAUUGGUCUGAUUCUCUCACAUUUUGAUGCGACACACCCUGUACCCCACGUGAGCGAGUGUGUGAGUGGACAUGGGUCUGGUGUAGAGCACUGUUUUUAGCCCCUCAUCCUGACUGGGACUUCACACCAAUAAAGGAAUGGUUUCUUCACACCC
Molecule: messenger RNA, 2559 nt
Organism: Oncorhynchus nerka (sockeye salmon)
Lineage: Eukaryota; Metazoa; Chordata; Actinopteri; Salmoniformes; Salmonidae
Product: transketolase-like
Exons: 14
Coding region: 236-2122 (628 amino acids)
Biological process (GO): pentose-phosphate shunt, non-oxidative branch
Cellular component (GO): endoplasmic reticulum membrane; extracellular exosome
Molecular function (GO): transketolase activity; thiamine pyrophosphate binding
Source: RefSeq, a predicted model, not a curated record